Molecule: messenger RNA, 1026 nt
Organism: Saccostrea echinata
Lineage: Eukaryota; Metazoa; Mollusca; Bivalvia; Ostreida; Ostreidae
Exons: 1
Coding region: 1-1026 (341 amino acids)
Biological process (GO): deoxyribonucleotide biosynthetic process
Cellular component (GO): cytosol
Molecular function (GO): ribonucleoside-diphosphate reductase activity, thioredoxin disulfide as acceptor
Source: RefSeq, a predicted model, not a curated record
AUGAGAGCUUGUAGUCUGUGGGAAAAAGAUACAGCAGGACACAUGGACGAAGUAGGGGUAGCAGACCUUGGAGUGGCUCAAAAUAAGACAUUUGAUGUAACCCCAGGUGCACAUGGUGCUGCUGAUACUGUGACCAUUGAUAAACCUAUCAUCCCAGAGUUACCGGCCAAUUCUAAAAACGAAGGAUUUAGAAAACGUCACCAGGCUAUUAAUGAUAGUAAGAAAAUAACCUUGUAUGAUCGUUUACAUCUGGAUUUAUUUCAACAAGACAGAUUUCUACCCAAUGGAGUAGAUGUCCGUUUGAGAUUUAAUCGAGCUAAACCUCAGUUCUAUGUGAUGAUCAAAGCAGGAAGUACGGGAAAAGUCAAAAUAUUGAGCAUGAUCUUGAGGGUAAGAAGAGUCAAACCCACGGCAGUCAUGAUGAAUGGUAUUAAUCAAGGUUUGAACACUCACAGAGCUAAAUAUCCAUUGAGAAGAGUCGAAGUGAAAACCUUUACUAUACCCACAGGAACUCAAUCUAAAAUCACGGAUCAUCUGUUUCAAGGCCAGAUGCCUAAACGCAUCAUUUUAGGCUUUGUGGACAAUGCGGCUUUUAACGGAGAUAAAACUAAAAAUCCCUUUCAUUUCCAAAACUUGGGAAUUGAGAAAUUAGAUGUCAGUAUCAACGGAGAGACCAUGAGUACUCGUUGUUUCGAACCUAAUUUCAAUGAAGAUUUAUAUCUGAGAUCUUAUCUGAGUUUAUAUCAAGCACUGGGAAAAUUAGGAGAAGAUUGGGCCCCGGACAUCACUCAAGAAGAGUAUAAAAACGGAUACACUUUAUGGGGUUGGGAUUUCACGAAAGAUCAAGAAGCGCAAUCGGAUAAAUUCCACAUCAUAAAAACCGGAAAUCUGAGAUUAGAAGUCCAAUUUACGAACAAUACGGUGAACACCUUAAAUUGUGUGGUGUAUGCAGAAUUCGAUAAUCUGUUAGAAAUCAACAAACAGAGAGAAGUCAGUAUUGAUUAUUCCUGGAUACAGGACAGUUAA